This is a messenger RNA of Colletotrichum chrysophilum, 813 nucleotides long. RefSeq lists its product as uncharacterized. Lineage: Eukaryota; Fungi; Ascomycota; Sordariomycetes; Glomerellales; Glomerellaceae. The coding region runs from base 1 to 813 and encodes 270 amino acids. The record is from RefSeq and is a predicted model, not a curated record. The transcript has 3 exons.
AUGUCUGUUGCCGAUAUCGACCCCGCCCAGCGGCUCAAGGACCGCAAGCCGAUCCCGAAGCCCGUCCCGGCUUAUCUCGCCACGGCCGGAUCACCACUUACUGUCGACAAGGUGCUUUACGAGUCGGCGCAGAAGGCUCCUAGAGUUUUGGUGGAGGAGUUUACCUUGCCUAUUCGUUCCGGCAAGGCGUGGAAGGCGCCCGCUGGUUCGAUUGUGAGAAUCAGCACACCCGAAGGACCUCAAGUUGACCGUCUGUGGUCCAACUUGCCAUACAUCAGGCCCCUGGUGACUAUCAUCGCGGAUACACUGGCGUGGUACGGCAAGGAUGAGCAUGGCGGACGUGUGCACGACUUGCUCGGCACGCGAUGUGACCCGUAUAUCAACAGCAUCCUUAGCGGAGGAAGCUACGAUUUCCAGUGCCAUUCGAACCUCACUCGUGCUGUGAUUCCAUACGGACUUAAUGAGAGCGAUGUUCAUGAUGUUAUCAACAUCUUCCAGUCAACGGGCCUGGAUGAGCAGGGACGGUACUUCAUGAACCCCUGCCCGGCGGGGCCUGGGGACUACAUUGAAUUCCUGGCUGAGCAGGAUGUCCUCAUGGCUUUGAGUACUUGCCCUGGAGGUGACUUGUCGCUGUGGGGUUUCGGCGAGGAUAGUGAGGAGGAGAUGAUCAAAUGCUGCAGGCCGCUCAAAGUUGAAGUAUUCAAGAUUGAGGACGAGGGAUUACUACAGCGUGGCGGAUGGAAGCCUGCGGAGGUUUCGCCUUACAAGGGAAGGCACGGAAUGAACAUUCCCCUAGGGGAGGUCCGCAGCUAA